UCUCAGUAUGUAUAAUGUCAGUAUAAUUUUGGUAUAGUGUUGAUAUAAUGUUAGUUUAUUAGUAUACUGAUAUUAUACUCACAGUACACACCGUAUGUUUGAUAUUAUUUUUUACUUUUAUGUACUUUUGUAAAUAUUAUUAAUAUUUUUGUAAAUGAAAAAAGUUAACAUGUAGUUUUGUAAUUAUUUUCAUUUUUUUUUGGUAAAUGGUGUAAUUUCCUCAACAAAGAAACUCACAUUUUGUGAUCUAAUCAUGGCCCUCCUACUGAUCAUGAGUUGGGCCUGCGUUCUUGACAAUUAGAUCCUAGGGUCCAUUUCAAAACCCCACCUCUUAAACCUCCUCAUCGACCAGCAACUCCUUUUUCAUUCAAAACUGAACCAAUUACGAUGCCACCUAAAGGAACAGAAUUGCGCCGGCGCCGGCGCCGGCCAACGGAUUUUUCUCGUUUCGGGCGUCUUUUGGCUAAUAGAACUCUAUCUCGCACCCCACCAGAACCAGAACCAGAACCAGAACCAGAACCAGAACCACCACGUAUCCGGCCACAUAAGCGAGCAAAAUAGGGCAGGGGGCGGCCAAUGCUUUUUUCUCAGUCCGGGCAUUUUUUGGCUAAUAGAGUGACGCAAUUUCCUACUCCACCACCACCAGUACUAAAGCAGGAUUCAACCCUUAGUCCUCAGCAGAUGACUGCAUUUUAUGAUCAGCUGAAAGGGAGUGUAUAUAAGAUCCGUGUGCGGCAUAAACAUCAGUUGGAUUCAGAUACAGAAUCAACGACUAAAUAUUUUACUGGGGUAUGCAUCAAUGCCGAUGGCUUAAUUUUGUCCAGGUAUUUUGACCAUACAUCUGUUGAUUCAUGUAUUCAAGGUCUUAAUGAAGCAACGUUUACAGAAGCAGAUGUUGUUGCUGCUAACCUUAACUUAGGUCUGAUUUUAUUGAGGGCAAAGCAUCAUGAAGCUUUGGAGUUUGUGAAAUUUUCAGAAGAAUCAGAACAUGUUGCUGGACCUCAUGUUUAUUGUGUGGUUUUUCCUAAUCGCUGCUCUUCUCCGAUGCUUCUAAGAGGUCAUUUGGCGUAUCAGUGCAAGCAUGACAAAGACCCACAUCUAGCUAGUUAUCCUAAGGAUAGAACAUCAGCAUAUGUCUUUAAAGGGAUAGAAGGUAUAGAACUUCCUGCUAGUGGUGCAAGUUUACUUCAGAUCGCUUCCUUAGGAGCUUCAAGAGAACUUGAUAUAAUUCAUAAUAAUUUGAGUAACAACUUUGGGUUUCACGAGGGUUAUGGAGCUCCAGUAUUUAAGUCUAUAGGAAGACUUGUAGGUGUAGUUUCCUACCAAGAAGCUGGUUUCGAUUUUGCUAUUCAGGUUGAAAGUUUGAUUAAAUUUGUUUCUAACUAUUUUUCAACUCAAAUUCCAACUGAGGUAGUGGAUAGUUCUACUGCUGCACUAGAUAUUUCAUCUGCACCAGAUGGUCUAAGAGAGGCACCGCAUGGAACUGUCGCCUUCAUUCAACAGCCUCGAUUUACACGAGGUGUAGUGAGAAGAAAGAGAUUCAUUUUGGCUACUAACAUCAAAAACCCAAUUUAAAGAUUGUUACUUUUUAAGUAAUUAACAACCCCAAUUAUCCUCUUUUCUAAUUUGUUCUUGUUAUUUUCUGACUUUCAAUUUGGAUUGCUUUUAGGUUUAAUGGCGGUGUUGUCUAUUAUGUAGCUUUAUAUCGGUGCUUUGUCUUCUUUUGGAUUAGUUUUUGUGUCAGAAUUAUCUUUUUGCCAUAACCAGUCUUCUGUUUUACUGUAUAAUCUUUA
Molecule: messenger RNA, 1793 nt
Organism: Mercurialis annua (annual mercury)
Lineage: Eukaryota; Viridiplantae; Streptophyta; Magnoliopsida; Malpighiales; Euphorbiaceae
Exons: 2
Coding region: 577-1575 (332 amino acids)
Source: RefSeq, a predicted model, not a curated record